AUGGCGGAGCCACAUAGUGGGAAAGGGGGACAAUGCCCGCCGAUGGAUCUGAUGCGCUCCGAGAAGAUGACGCUCGUCCAACUCAUCAUUCCCGCCGAGUCCGCUCACCGAGCCGUCUCCUAUCUCGGCCAACUCGGCCUCCUCCAAUUCCGAGACUUAAAUGCUGAGAAAAGUCCCUUUCAGAGAACGUUUGUUAACCAGGUGAAGCGAUGUGCAGAAAUUUCAAGAAAGCUACGAUUCUUCAAGGAUCAAAUCAGUAAAGCUGGUGUAGUAUCUUCUGAUCCAGUAAUGCAGCCAGAUAUUCACUUAGAGGAUUUAGAGAUACAACUUGCUGAGCAUGAACAUGUGCUAACUGAAAUGAAUUCUAACAGUGAGAAGCUUCAGCAAUCAUAUAUGGAACUCUUGGAGUUCAAAGUUGUAUUGCAAAAGGCAUCUGCUAUUCUAUUUUCAAAUCAUGGCCAUGCUGUUCCAGAAGAGAGAGAACUAGAGGAGAAUAUUAACUCAAAAGGAGAUUAUGUUGAGACACCAUUUUUGUUUGAACAGGAAACGAGUAUGGAGCCAACAAAUCAAUCUGGUUUAAGAUUUAUCAGCGGCACAAUUUGUAAAUCCAAAGUUCUUAGCUUUGAAAGGAUGUUGUUUCGUGCUACAAGAGGCAACAUGCUGUUCAAUCAGGAACCAGCUGAUGACCAACUCAUGGAUCCUAUUUCAAAUGAGAUGAUAGAGAAAGCAGUAUUUGUGGUGCUUUUCUCUGGGGAGCGAGCAAGAACAAAGAUUCUGAAAAUUUGUGAGGCGUUUGGGGCACAUAGUUACCCUGUCCCUGAAGAUAUAAGUAAACAGAGGCAGAUAAUUAACGAGGUUUCAUCACGUCUUGCUGACAUAGAAGCUACUUUGGAUGCUGGGACUAGGCACCGGAAUAAGGCUCUAGCUUCUGUAGGAGAUAAUGUUGAAAAAUGGAUGGACAUGGUAAGAAGAGAGAAAGCUGUCUAUGAUACAUUGAACAUGCUAAACUUUGAUGUCACAAAAAAAUGUCUUGUUGGGGAAGGAUGGUGCCCUAUAUCUGCAACAGCACAGAUUCAGGAGGCUUUGCAACGUGCAACUUUUGAUAGCAAUUCACUAGUUGGCAUAAUCUUUCAUUCAAUGGAUGCACUGGAAUCUCCGCCUACAUAUUUUAGGACCAACAAUUUCACAAGCCCAUAUCAGGAAAUCGUUGAUGCAUAUGGUGUUGCAAGAUAUCAAGAAGCGAAUCCUGCAGUUUACACAGUUAUUACAUUUCCAUUUCUUUUCGCGGUGAUGUUUGGGGACUGGGGUCAUGGAAUUUGCCUAUUGCUUGGAGCAUUAGUCCUUAUAGCAUGUGAAAAAAAGCUCAGCGCUCAGAGACUUGGAAGCUUUAUGGAGAUGCUAUUUGGCGGGCGCUAUGUGCUUCUUUUAAUGUCAUUAUUUUCAAUCUACUGUGGGUUAAUCUACAAUGAAUUUUUCUGUGUUCCUUUUCACAUAUUUGGAGUGUCGGCUUACAAAUGCCGAGAUAAUUCAUGCAGGGAUGCGCAUACCAUUGGUUUAGUCAAAUAUCGAGAAACAUACCCAUUUGGUGUGGAUCCCAGAUGGCGUGGAAGUCGUUCAGAAUUGGCUUUCCUUAACUCCCUCAAGAUGAAGAUGUCCAUUCUACUUGGUGUGGUGCAUAUGAACUUAGGAAUUAUGUUGAGUUAUUUCAACGCUUGUUUUUUUGGUAACUCAAUAGAUAUAAGGUACCAGUUUGUGCCACAGAUGAUUUUCCUCAACAGUCUAUUUGGGUAUCUUUCCCUUCUCAUUGUUGUUAAGUGGUGUACUGGCUCACAAGCGGACCUCUAUCAUGUAAUGAUUUACAUGUUUUUAAGCCCUUUUGAGAAACUUGGUGAGAAUCAGUUAUUCUGGGGCCAAGGGGUACUUCAAGUAGUUUUGUUACUUUCUGCUCUAAUUGCAGUUCCUUGGAUGCUCUUUCCAAAACCUUUUAUACUAAAGAAGCUUUAUGAUGAGAGAUUUUUUCAAGGGCAAACUUAUGGUAAGCUUAAUACAACUGAGAUGGAGACUGAGGUGGAACCGGGUUCAGCAGGGCAACAUCAGGAGGAAUUCAAUUUCAGUGAGGUCUUUGUCCACCAAAUGAUUCACGCCAUUGAGUUUGUUCUAGGCUCAGUUUCAAAUACAGCAUCUUAUCUUCGACUUUGGGCAUUAAGCUUGGCUCACUCAGAACUUUCUACUGUUUUUUAUGAGAAAGUCCUGCUUCUUGCUUGGGGGUAUGAAAAUCUCAUCAUUCGGAUAAUAGGGCUAGUUGUUUUUGCCUUUGCAACUGCCUUUAUACUACUCAUGAUGGAGAGUCUGAGUGCGUUUCUUCAUGCCCUGCGUCUUCAUUGGGUAGAAUUUCAAAAUAAAUUCUACUAUGGCGAUGGCUACAAGUUCAAACCUUUUUCCUUUGCCUCCUUAAUAGAUGAUGAAAAUUGA
This is a messenger RNA of Arachis stenosperma, 2472 nucleotides long. Its product is annotated as V-type proton ATPase subunit a1-like. Gene Ontology annotation, cellular component: vacuolar proton-transporting V-type ATPase complex; vacuolar proton-transporting V-type ATPase, V0 domain. The record is from RefSeq and is a predicted model, not a curated record. Lineage: Eukaryota; Viridiplantae; Streptophyta; Magnoliopsida; Fabales; Fabaceae. The transcript has 19 exons. Gene Ontology annotation, molecular function: proton-transporting ATPase activity, rotational mechanism; ATPase binding. Gene Ontology annotation, biological process: proton transmembrane transport; vacuolar acidification. Bases 1 to 2472 code for a protein of 823 amino acids.